AUCCCUCUUCUUCCUAAGAAAACAAAUAAAAUAAAAUAAAAUAAAAAUACUAACAAAUGAGCUUUUCUUCCUUUUAAAAUUUGUCUUCUUGGUGAUGUUCUAGCACCCACCUCACACUUAUCUCCUUCCACAAAAACCCUCUCAACAAAAAGCACCUUUCCUUCCCCCACAUACCCCACAUCCACACCUUCUGUUAAACCUAGUCCCACGUACUCUUUCCCUCCACCACACUCUCUCUCCUCCUCCUCAUCUUUUCAUUCAAUUAUUUAUUUAUUUUCAUAAUAAAUAACAAAUAAUAAUAACAAUAACAAUAACAAUUUUCCCUCCAUCAUCAUCAUCAUCAUCAUCAUCAUCCCAUGCAGUAGCUAGUACUCUUCCUUCCUCCAAUUCCUUAAUUUCUCCAACCUCUCCUCCAAUGUCCAGCAUCAUAACUCCACGCUGCCACCUUCUCAAACCUCACCAUGCUCUCUCCACCACCACCACCAUUCCCAAGGUCUCCACUUCCGACCAAUCCCUCCACUCCACUUGGUCUCACCGUUUCUGGCUCACCACCGGCUGCGCCACCUUCCUCACUCCCAUCGCCAAAUCCCUCACCAUCUCCCUAACCUCUUCUUCUUCAUUUGAUCUUCUCCCACCUCUUUGCGCCUCCUUCCUUGCCUUCUCCAUCGCCGACCUCGCCACCGGCUUCUACCACUGGUCCAUCGACAACUACGGCUCCUCUUCCACCCCUCUCCUCGGCUCCCAAAUCCAAGCUUUCCAAGGCCACCACAAACACCCCUCCACCAUCACUCACCGCCACUUCGCCAACAACCUCCACGCCCUCGGCCGUGCCAUCACCUUCACUGUCCUUCCUCUCCACCUUGCCGCCAGUGACAACCCCACUGCUCUUGCUUUCAUUGGUGUUUGCUCCGGCUGCAUCAUGUUCAGCCAGCAGUUCCACGCCUGGGCUCAUGAGAAGAAGAGCCGGCUUCCUCCGGUUGUGCUUGCCUUGCAGGAUGCCGGCGUGUUGGUGUCUCGCUCAAAGCAUGCCAAGCAUCACCGCUCGCCGUACAGUAAUAACUAUUGCAUUGUGAGUGGGAUGUGGAAUGAGGUGUUGGAUGGGAUGAAAGUGUUUGAGGUGCUGGAGAUGGUGUUGUUCUUCAAGCUCGGUGUGAGGCCCAGGUCCUGGGUUGACCCAAGUAUUGAAUGGAUGGAGGUAGAAGACGAUGAUAACAUGGUGGUGAUGGUGGACUGAUUCAUUUGUUUUUCUUUUCUUUUCUUUUAUUUAUUUUUUUUUUCUUUUGUU
Dioscorea cayenensis subsp. rotundata (Guinea yam) is the source of this 1285-nucleotide messenger RNA. RefSeq names its product fatty acid desaturase 4, chloroplastic-like. Lineage: Eukaryota; Viridiplantae; Streptophyta; Magnoliopsida; Dioscoreales; Dioscoreaceae. Bases 416 to 1234 code for a protein of 272 amino acids. The transcript has a single exon. The record is from RefSeq and is a predicted model, not a curated record.